Sander lucioperca (pikeperch) is the source of this 3191-nucleotide messenger RNA. RefSeq names its product neuronal calcium sensor 1b (gene ncs1b). The record is from RefSeq and is a predicted model, not a curated record. Gene Ontology annotation, molecular function: calcium ion binding; calcium sensitive guanylate cyclase activator activity. The transcript is spliced from 7 exons. Lineage: Eukaryota; Metazoa; Chordata; Actinopteri; Perciformes; Percidae. The coding region runs from base 1117 to 1614 and encodes 165 amino acids.
GUUCUGUUUAUGCAGCAAGCAAUCUACUAAAUGCACUAUACUAAAACAUGUAUACUAACUGUACAGUAUAUACAGUACACACACUAUGCUAUACAGUGUGUUACAGUACCAUUCAGCCUUUUCUGUUGGUUGCCGGCUAUCAUAUUCCAAAGUCACACAUUAAAAAUGACUGAAGAAUUCAGGUGAAAUGGGUCAGCUUUGGAUUAUGAUAUGCAUUGUGUGCCAUGCACUUUGAAUACCAAUUAGACUGUGUUAUGCAUCAUAGUGAGCUAGGCUUUCAUUUUUUUUUCUGCACAUCUCCAAGAUAAUUCAAAUGUGAGAAUUACAUGGUUCCGCUCUCUUCUCGCCUUGCUGAAGAUUUUUUUCUCAGCUGGUCCUCAAAAUGUCUUUCCACCUCUCUUUGGCUAUAUGGAGCUGGCUUCAUUAUCUCCAAGGCAGAUUAAAAGCACAGAGUUUAAGAUGAGUGAGGAGCCUGAGUGCGAGUGGAAAAGAUCUGUCCUGGCCUUCUUCACUAGAACACUCUAUCUCUCUCUCGCUCUCUCUCUCUCUGGCCGUAAUUACAGCCCGACCUUAUUCUGAAUCAGAGACGAACGUGCAGAACUCCCUUGUGCGUCAUUUUUGCUGUUGAUCAAGAGCAAAAGCUUUUUGUAAUGCUUGGUAUAACGAGAGUGUUAUUUUCUCCCUGCUAUUUCCUCCUCCUACUUUUCAUCUAGCAUUUAUUUUUGUAAUGGCUAACAAUCUCUCCCUCACUCCCUGACCUGCCACAGCCUAGUUAGACUUUGAGGCUGCCGUGUCCCUUUUUAUGAAGACAUAUAAGGAAACUGCCUGCCUUUUUGAGCGACUGCGCUUGAAAUUGCUUAUGAGAUGCUUCUAUAUUUAGGCUAAUCGCGAUAUUACGUCGCUCUCUAGAUAUGUCAUUUCCAGGGGCAAGGGGAAGCUCUCAGACUUAUCUAUCAGCCACGCAUAUUAUCAAAAGAAGACUAGAGAGUAAUUUGAUUAGACUUAACCACUCUGGGCCUGCUAUUGGAUUAGGGCAAUCGUCUUAUCUGUGAAUGAGACAAAUAGCUUUGCACUUUACUUUUUUGAUCUAGCACACGCUUUCAGGCUGAAUACGUAAUGCCUGCUGCAGGGUACAAAGGCUUCAUUAAAGAUUGCCCAAGUGGGCAGCUGGAUGCGGUGGGCUUUCAGAAGAUAUACAAGCAGUUCUUUCCUUUUGGAGAUCCCACAAAGUUCGCCUCCUUUGUCUUCAAUGUAUUUGAUGAAAACAAGGAUGGACGCAUCGAGUUCUCUGAGUUCAUCCAGGCCUUGUCAGUGACUUCCCGGGGAACUCUUGAUGAGAAGUUGAGAUGGGCUUUCAAACUAUAUGACCUGGAUAACGAUGGCUACAUCACCCGAGAUGAGAUGUUGAACAUCGUAGAUGCCAUUUAUCAGAUGGUGGGGAACACUGUGGAGCUGCCAGAAGAAGAAAACACACCAGAAAAGCGGGUGGACCGUAUUUUUGCAAUGAUGGACAAGAAUGCAGACGGGAAGCUGACUCUGCAGGAGUUUCAGGAGGGUUCAAAGGCAGACCCUUCCAUUGUUCAGGCAUUGUCUCUCUAUGAUGGACUUGUGUAGGAAUGUAAGAUGGAUCCAACACAGCAUCCGCACACCAAUCCAGCACCAUCAUACCUGCGACGGGAAGGAACCACAUUUAUUGAAGUGGACUGAAAACUUUUGUUGCGCGGCCGUGUAUCGUGUCAAGAAGCUGUCUGUCUACAUUUCCAGUUCGGAUUGUAUAAACAAAUAUAUCCUCUGAUGUGACGGAAAAGUCAAACAUGUCAUCAAAUCAUUAAUCUGUGCUUUUACAGCUACGUGGCACCGCGUACGCCCCUUGAGUGUUGUGGAUUGUGUACGAGCAUUUCUGCAAACGCACCGUUGCGGUUUCCCCACGGACAGUCCAAGGAACUCAAUUCCCCCUGAGAUGUUAGCGUGCGUCUCGCUCACAUACCGUAAACCAGGGAACGCACGCGAAUCGCUCGGAUGAACUGUGCUGCUGCUUCACCGCCACACGGAGAGACUCGAAACCCGGGAGAACCUGGAAAAAUGUGUUCCUUGCUGAUAACGUGAACACGGACUUACAGUUACAAAGCAGUAGAGUGUACAUUGUAUAAUGUAAAUAGAAGGGUAAUUUAUUUUCUGCUCUGCUACGUUCAUGGGAAUUCCCUCAUAAGUAUGGAAUGAAGUUUUAUUUUUUAUCAAAGUGUUGAAAAUGUAUUGCACUGUAUUUUUCAUUACUGUGGGAUUGUUUUUGUUCUCUCAUUCUGAGGUUUCCUUUCUCCUGAGAGAACAGGGUUUUUAUUUGAAGAGGAGCGUCGAAGGAGCUGGGAUUUUACUAUGGAUUAUUUAUUUUACUAUGUUUGCACUCUCCGCAUCCUAUUGUGCUUUCACUUCCCCGUUAGCACUUGCGCCUAGUGUCUGUAGCGUUGCACGGCGACAUCCUGAACGACAUGACCGAGCCACACAGCGAAUUCUCACAGCUCCCAUCCGAACUGAGGCUCAUUACUUCUUUUGAGAGCAUCGUACUCCACCCUCAGCGCACACAAAGCCCUGGUCAUCGAGAGGCACAAACAGACAUCAAUUCUGGUUGUAAAGCUUUUUGCGAGCUUCGUGGUUGCAAUUGUCCACUUUGGUUUUGUCCUGUGUGAGGCCAGAGCAUGUGAUGAUGCCUUUUUUUUUUUUCAUUCUUGGAUGGUUUUCGUUACAGAAUUAAGAUGUUUUAUCAGCUUCACUAAUGUUAUGCCUUAUGCAAAUGAUAAUUUACUAAAUGAUAAAUGUCAUUUACCUGUUAUAACAGUAUAAGAGCACAGAAUAAAAUGCAUUUAAGUGGCAACAUUUUCUAUCACUGCGUUCUUAGUCUUUGUAUUUGAAAUGACUAGAAUUGUGUUUGAUUUCUUUAUAUGCAGGUGAUCAUUUGUAGGAGCUGUUUUAGUUUAAUGCAUAAGUGUUGCUCAAAUGUGUAUUUGCAAAAUGUUCAACUUUCCUUAUGAUCCCUAAUGAAUCACGUCUCAAGACGGUAAUCCACACCUGACAGACUUCACACACCCGAUUGCAUUGUAUUCGAAAUUUAAAAGAAAUUUAAAGAUCUUACAUGCCGACUCGCUUUGUGGUGUCAUUCUGCACUGUUUUGGUUGUAUAAUGAACAAUGAACUGCA